AUGAAACUGAUGAGAUGGCUGGAAACCAGGAACUAUUAUCGUUUGGUAGCAAAAGCUCGCUUGAGACGGGAAGCAGCAUUCCAGAAAAUGGAAAAGGCUAUGAUUCAGGUUAAACAAAUGGAAACCAGUAAAACAAAAAUCAAUUCUGCCCUCUUUUUCUCACUUCCUGAUCUCUGUAAAUCGAUAAACAAAGGGGAUGUAUCACCAAGUUACGUGCUGCAUACUUACCUGGAGAAGGCUUUGGAGGCCACAAGAAAGUUCAACUGCAUCACAGACUUUCUUCCUGAAUGUCAAACACAACUUGCAGAUUUGCAUAAUGUAAAGAAAGGACUACUGUAUGGCAUUCCCAUCAGCAUCAAAGAAAACAUUAACUACAAGGGUCAUGAUUCAACUCAUGGACUUAGGAAAUACAUAAACAGACCUGCAAGUGAAGACAGUGUAAUAGUUCAAGUGCUAAAGAAACAAGGAGCGAUUCCAUUUGUGAAAACCAAUGUUCCUCAGACAUUACUCAGCUUCGAGUGCAGUAAUCCCAUUUACGGACAAACCAUCAAUCCACUUAAUGCCAUGCGAUCACCUGGUGGGUCAUCGGGUGGGGAAGCUGCUUUGAUUGCAGCGGGUGGCUCCAUCCUUGGUAUUGGAACUGACGUUGGUGGCAGCAUACGCUUUCCUGCUGCGUGCUGUGGAAUCUGUGGCUUCAAACCAACUUCAAACCGAUUGAGCAAGAUCGGGUUGUCAGGAAGUUUGUCUGGACAGAAAACACUUGAGUCAAUGGUUGGUCCAUUAGCCAAAGAUGUGGAUAGCUUGGCAUUGUGCAUGAGAGCUCUGUUAUGUGAAGACAUGUUCCAUUUGGAUCCAUCUGUGCCACCUAUUCCCUUCAAUGAACAGAUGUACACCAGUACGAAACAAUUGAGGAUAGGUUAUUUUGAAAAUGAUGGGUAUUGGAUCCCGACCCCAAGCAUGAAACGAGCCAUCAUGGAAACUAAGCGACUACUGGAAGAAGCUGGACACACGUUGGUGUCAUUCACACCACCCAAAGUGUACUAUGCUAUGAAUGAACUCAUUUUCCCGGGACUUCUUGCAGACAAGUGUGUUACGCUUUUGGAAAGCCUUAGAGGAGACAUCAUUGAUCCUAAUUUGAAGUUUCAGAUGUCCAUAUGCUGUAUGCCUGAAGCAAUGAAAAAGUUCUUGUAUUACCUUCUAAAGCCUUUUACUCCCAGAAUUGCUGCUAGUUUCAAAGCAAUGACUGGAAUAGGGUCGGUUAAGGAACUGUGGAAGCUCCACCUUGCUGUGAUGGACUACCGUGAUGAGUAUUUGAAUGCAUGGAGAAAGCAUAACAUUGAAGUCCUACUCUGUCCAUCGAUAGGUCCUGCUUUUAAAAUUGGCUGUGCUGGAAAACUGUCAGCUGCAUCUAGCUACACAAUUAUUUUCAAUUUAUUAAAUUUUCCUGCGGGGGUUGUGCCAGUUACCAAGGUAACAGAAGAAGAUGAGGAAGAGCUGCAACUUUAUAAUGGCUAUACAAAUGAUUUCUGGGACAAAACUUUCAAAAAGGCUGUGACAGGAAGUGUUGGUCUUCCUUUAUCUGUGCAGUGCGUGGCAUUACCCUGGCAUGAUGAACUGUGUCUUUGUUUCAUGAGGGAGGUGGAAAGACUUGUCAAAAAGAGAAAAGGAACCUCGGUGCCACCAGAAAAGAGUCACCAAAGUGUUCAUGCGUGAUAUGCAAACCAAAGGACGAUUUUAAAAAAUUAGUCCUACAAUGCAAAUGAUCUCAAUUCACAAUUACAUUUAUAAUUACACAGCAGUUCUGCUUUUACGACUAUUUCAUAAAUGAUGGUGAGGUAAUUAUCACCCAUCAGUGAUCCCUUGAUAAUAAUGAAGCACUCAACAUUUAAACAAAUGAUUCUCAAAAACUGAAUAGAAACAAACAGAAUAAAAAAUAGAUUUUCAAGUUGA
Molecule: messenger RNA, 1950 nt
Organism: Rhincodon typus (whale shark)
Lineage: Eukaryota; Metazoa; Chordata; Chondrichthyes; Orectolobiformes; Rhincodontidae
Product: vitamin D3 hydroxylase-associated protein-like
Exons: 15
Coding region: 1-1713 (570 amino acids)
Biological process (GO): fatty acid catabolic process
Molecular function (GO): amidase activity; fatty acid amide hydrolase activity
Source: RefSeq, a predicted model, not a curated record